Molecule: messenger RNA, 2872 nt
Organism: Vigna radiata var. radiata (mung bean)
Lineage: Eukaryota; Viridiplantae; Streptophyta; Magnoliopsida; Fabales; Fabaceae
Product: U-box domain-containing protein 33
Exons: 9
Coding region: 323-2530 (735 amino acids)
Biological process (GO): protein ubiquitination; protein phosphorylation
Molecular function (GO): ubiquitin-protein transferase activity; ATP binding; protein kinase activity
Source: RefSeq, a predicted model, not a curated record
AGUUAUCUUCAUAUCCGAUGUGGUACUCCUUCUCCUCUACGGUUCACCAAAGCUUCUCCCACGGGGCCCACUCACUGAAGAAGAAAACAACUUUUUUGAGGCACUGAUGCCAUAAAAAUCAAUUCCUUCUACUUCACUUCAACUUUCACACUCUUCGCCAAGUCCUUCCCAAUUCCUUUUGUUGAUUCUUCCUUCUCCCUCUCUUCUAUUUUCACUACCUUCUUUUUCUGAUUUUUGAAUCGCUGGGUCUCCGCAACUCGGAAAGAUUCUGCCGAUCGCCGUUCUUGCACCGAUUCGCCGCUAUUUGAUUGGUUCGGAUCCGAUGGGUAGCAUCGUCGUGGAAGACGCCGAUACUGACACAGUGUAUGUGGCGGUGGGAAACAACGCGGAGAAGACGCAACAACUGUUGCAUUGGACGGUUAAUAAUUUCUCUGGCAAGAAUGUUUGUCUUCUUCAUAUUCACCGACCUCACUCCCUCAAUUCGUUCUCAUGUGCAACAGACAAGAAUCUCUCUGGGUAUGAACCAAAAGACCUUCCAAUCCAGGCAUUCCAGGAUCAGGGAAAUCAAUCAGUGCACGAACUUCUAGACCAAUACAUUCUUGAUCUGGUUCCUGCAGGGGUACGGGCCUGUAAAUUGUUGAUUGAGAUGGAUGAUAUUGAGAAAGGGAUCACAGAAGCUAUUGCUCAACACAGUAUUAGAUGGCUUGUAGUGGGAGCAGCAGCAGAUGGAUAUAACAUGGGCAAACUGGCAAAGCAAGAUUCGGAGAAGGCUAUUUUUAUACGUGAACAAGCAUUGCUAUCAUGUAAUAUUUGGUUCAUUUGCAAGGGCAACCUCAUAUGUACUAGGGUAUAUAGCAAGCAUACUUCUGACAUAGAGGGUGGGCCUGCAUUGUUGGUGCUCAAUUCAAAUACAGAAAAGUCUACAUCGAAAUGGACUCCGGAUGCAUUGAAAUGUUUAGAUUCUGGUGAUAUGAAAGAAAUCCAAAGUAUCAGUUCCAACCGGUCCUUAAAUACAAGAUGGUCCUUUAAUAAGGUCAUGGACAGGUCAAAGUUGGCAGAUUUGAUGUUUCAUGAGGAUGAAGCAUUUGAAAGCCAGUGUGCUCAGGAAAUAAGAAGAAGAAAAGAAGUUGAAGAACAAUUGGCAAGGUCAAAGCAAGAAGUACAGAAAAUGAAGAAUCAGCAGGAUGAAAUACUAGAAGAAUUGCAAAUGGUCAAAGACCAAAAUUCUGCACUUAUGAGCCAAAUUUCUGAGUCCCAGUUUACAGUAACAGAGUUUGAGGAGAAGAUCAUAUCAGCUGUGGACCUUUUGAUAAGUUUCAGGGAAAAGAGAGAUAGGCUUAGAAUAGAGCAUGCAAAUGCAGUUAGGGAAGUCCAAGUGCUUAGAACAUUCGGUGAAGCGGAUACUCCCUUCUCUUAUCAGGUAGAAUUCCCUGCAUUUUCUUUUGUGGAGAUCAAUGAGGCAACUCAUGAUUUUGAUCCAUCUUGGAAGAUUGGAGAGGGAAGGUAUGGAAGUGUUUACAAGGGACUGCUCCGCAACAUGCAUGUUGCCAUUAAAAUGUUACCCUCUUACGGUCAAGAGAGUCUAUCAAAAUUCCAACAUCAGGUAGAGAUCUUGAGUAGGGUAAGACAUCCAAAUUUGUUAACACUAAUUGGAAGCUGUGCAGAGUCUAGGUCACUUGUGUAUGAGUACCUAAACAAUGGCAGCCUUGAAAGCCACCUUGCCCGCAAAGAAAAGAAUCCACUUCCAUGGCAAAUUCGAAUGUCUAUUGCUACAGAUAUAUGCUCUGCUCUAAUCUUCAUUCACUCCAGCAAGCCUUGUAUUAUCCAUGGGAAUUUGAAACCCAGUAAAGUUCUCCUCGAUGCUAACUUUGUUGCCAAACUGAGUGACUUGGGCAUUCCUAGUUUAGUUCAGCAAAGUUUGGAUUCAGCUGAUGCAAACACAAUAUAUAAUAACCCAAAUGAACGUUUGGCGUAUGUGGAUCCAGAGUAUUUUGUCAAUGGCAAGUUUACACCCGAAUCAGAUGUAUAUUCAUUUGGAGUCAUAUUGUUACAACUUCUAACUGGAAGACCACUUUUGGGGUUAGUAAGGAAUGUGAAGUGUGCAUUGGAAAAGGAAAACCUUAAGGCAGUCUUGGAUUUUUCAGCUGGUGAAUGGCCACUUUAUCAAACUGAACUGCUGGCAUAUUUAGCACUGAGGUGUUGUGAAAAGAAUUGGUUGAACAGGCCAGACCUUGUGUCUGAAAUUUGGAGUGUUCUGGAACCAUUCAAAGCUAUUCGCGUUGACAAACCAUAUUUGAUUUCUAAGAAGCUUCGUCGUGUUCCUUCACAUUUUGUCUGCCCCAUUGUCCAGGAAGUAAUGGAAGAUCCAUACAUAGCUGCAGAUGGCUUUACGUAUGAAGAAGAGGCAAUAAGAGGGUGGUUGAAUAGUGGCCACGACACUUCCCCCAUGACAAACCUCAAGCUUGAUCACACGGAUUUGGUACCUAACUAUGCUCUGCAUAAUGCAAUUCUGGAGUGGCAACAACAGUAAACCUUCACUGUCCAUUAUACAUGCACAUAUUACACUGGUAUAAAUCACUUAUCACGUACAAAUUAAAAUCUAAGGUGAGCCAGUAAGGGUGUAUUUACACUUGAAUUUUAGCGAGUUAAAAUCAUAGUGCGUUUUAAAAUCCAAAUACACCCUUGCUUUUUCAUUUUAGAAACUUCACUUUUUAAAGAUUCAUGUCCUGAUGUAUUGAUAGCAAGUUGGUAUGGAAAAGGGAGGAAAUAGAGGGCAAGGGAAUUUUUUAAUUAACCUUUCCCUUAAUUGAGAAUGACUAUGUAAAUAAACCUUGUUUUUUUUUUAUUAAUUACAAUUUAAAGUUCUCCAAAA